AUGAUCGGGGUGACGGUCGCGCUGCUUCUCGCGUGCUCGUCGUUUGUGUUUGGCAUUUUGUGGGUGCACUGGCGCGCAGACUAUGUGAUGCUCUGGCAGGGUACUGUUUCGCAGCGUGCGCUGCUCGACGCGCUGCACUACUAUACCAACACGGUGGGCUCUUCCCCGGAAAAGUAUGCCACGGUGCUCGUGACGAUCGGCACGAUCCAGACGCUCGUGCUGCUCUUCAAGAUGUUUGCGGGGAAGGAGACCAACUGGCUCUUUGAUGGUGCCAGCCUGUUCCUGGUGAUUGCGAGCGGUAUCCUGUACAAGAACAAGCUGCUCCCUUUCAUCGAGUCGCUCCCGGUCACCCUGCCGCCGCCGCCGGCGAACCCAGUGGGUGACUUUCAGGAGACGCUCACGUCGCUGCGCGACGUGGCCAGUGCGCAUCUAUUGUUAUCACUCGCAUUGAUCGGUAUUGUGCUGCUCCAGUGCGGCAAGUACUACAGCGAACGCUUGCAAGAGCGCGAGCGGAACGAAGAGGUAGAUGCGCGUCUCGUGCGCCGCUUGCGCCAGCUGCAGCACGACGAGCGCGUGCGGAACGGCGAGGCGAACCCCAAUGCGGCGCCGUCGCCGGGCGGACCGGGGUCCAGCACGUAA
Messenger RNA from Malassezia japonica, 639 nucleotides. RefSeq lists its product as uncharacterized. Gene Ontology annotation, biological process: endoplasmic reticulum to Golgi vesicle-mediated transport. The coding region runs from base 1 to 639 and encodes 212 amino acids. The transcript has 3 exons. Lineage: Eukaryota; Fungi; Basidiomycota; Malasseziomycetes; Malasseziales; Malasseziaceae. Gene Ontology annotation, cellular component: endoplasmic reticulum membrane. The record is from RefSeq and is a predicted model, not a curated record.